Molecule: messenger RNA, 1432 nt
Organism: Amaranthus tricolor (Joseph's coat)
Lineage: Eukaryota; Viridiplantae; Streptophyta; Magnoliopsida; Caryophyllales; Amaranthaceae
Product: xyloglucan O-acetyltransferase 3-like
Exons: 3
Coding region: 145-1371 (408 amino acids)
Cellular component (GO): Golgi apparatus
Molecular function (GO): O-acetyltransferase activity
Source: RefSeq, a predicted model, not a curated record
AUUUUUAGUAAAUUAUUAAAAGAAAUAAAAGAAAAGGAGGAAAUGAGAUAUAGAUGUGCUUUCUCUUAGAUUUCGGAUGGCUUUUUGUUUUGGUUUGCAUUAUCUUUUUAUUUAUCUCCUGAAUUUUAGUGUAAUCACAAAAAUAUGAGGGAAUUCUUGGAAAAUACCAAAACCAAUGGACUUUCUUUAUCGGUGAUAUUAUGCAUACUUAUCACCACCUUCUUCAUCUUUGUUCUUUACUCUCCAUCCUCUUCCACCAUUUCCACUCAAAUUCAAAUCCAUCCAACAUAUUCUCCAUUUCAAGAUCCUCCUAUAAAGGAUAAAUACAAAAAAUGUGAUUUAUUCAAAGGGGAAUGGGUAAAAGACCCAAAAAAACCGGCCUACACCAAUGCAACAUGUCCAACAAUCCCAACAACAAAAGAUUGCUUCUUGCAUGGAAGAAAGGACAAGGACUUCUUAUAUUGGAGAUGGAAACCGGAAAAAUGUGAGCUCUCGAGAUUCGAACCCGAAACCUUUUUGAAAAUCAUGAACAACAAGAAACUAGCAUUUAUAGGAGAUUCAAUUGCUAGAAAUCAAAUAGACUCUCUUAUUUGUCUUUUAACUCAACAAGAAUAUCCCAUUAAUGCGUAUAAAGAUGCAAAAGAUCGGUCUAGGGUUUGGUUCUUCCCUAAGAGUAAUUUUACAUUAAUGGUGUUAUGGACAAGGUUUUUAGUUAAGGGUGUUGAAAAAGGUGGGGUUUUUGAUUUGCAUCUUGAUCAAGUGGAUGAAAAUUGGGGUUAUAAUGUGAGCCAAUGGGAAGUGGAUUAUGCAAUUGUUUCAAGUGUUCAAUGGUAUUUUAAGAAGCAUUAUUUAUAUGAAGGAGGGGAUUUGAUUGGAUGUCUUAAUUGUAGUGAAGAUGAUCAUUUGACAGAGUUUUCUGUAAGUUUUGCAGUUAAAAAGGCCUUUCAAACUGCAUUCAGGUACAUAAAUGGUUGCAAGGCGUGCAAGGACAUGGUGACAAUCGCGAGGACAAUCUCACCAUCGCAUUUUGAGCAUGGGACAUGGAGAACCGGAGGCGAUUGUGAGAGAUCAAAGCCUUACAACGAAGCACAACUAAAACAUUUGUUGGCAACACACAACAAAAGCAGCAUUGAAUGGCAAGUUAGAAACCUUCAAAUGGAAGAAAUCGAGCAUGCAAUGAACGAAGGUCGUAGUCAUAGCCAAAAAUUUAAAGCCAUGGACAUUACUAAGAUUAUGUUGGUAAGGCCCGAUGGGCAUCCAGGCCCGUAUUGGCGCGACAAGAAGAAAAAGUUUAAUGAUUGUGUACAUUGGUGUAUGCCUGGCCCUAUUGAUGUGUGGAAUGAUCUCUUGUUGGCAUUAUUGCUUGAUUAAGCGACUUGUGUUGUUGAGCAUAAUUUUACAUUGAUUGAAUAUAACAAUUGCUUAUGUGUGA